Drosophila suzukii is the source of this 7156-nucleotide messenger RNA. It is a transcript of the gene Vmat, whose product is annotated as Vesicular monoamine transporter. Gene Ontology annotation, cellular component: synaptic vesicle membrane; terminal bouton. Gene Ontology annotation, molecular function: serotonin:sodium:chloride symporter activity; xenobiotic transmembrane transporter activity. Gene Ontology annotation, biological process: aminergic neurotransmitter loading into synaptic vesicle; xenobiotic transport; transmembrane transport. NCBI's taxonomy places the organism in Eukaryota, Metazoa, Arthropoda, Insecta, Diptera, Drosophilidae. The record is from RefSeq and is a predicted model, not a curated record.
AGCGCCGACUUGUCGGUAGAAUCCGCGGAAUGAACGAUCCACCCCGAAAAAGUUUUGAAAGUGAACUCAUUGUGGCAAAGAAAGUGCAACCCGAAUGAGAGGAUCAGCACUUCCUGAACGCAAAUCGAAUCGCCUUGGCUUCUGAUUCACUGGGACUGAGUCCGCGGCUAAUUGGGAUUUCUGUGCGCGAAUCCGACGGCUUUUAGCGAUCGUAAGCCACUCAAAAUCGGUCUUUAUAGCAGAGUUCUAUAAAUACCCACGGCCUGGUGGCAAUUCAGGUUCAUUAGUGCAAGUGAUAUUCUGGAGGAAAGGUUAUCGUGCUAUUUGUGUGGCCAGCAGUCUCUAUAUCAUUUUAUUAGGGGAACAGCAGCCAGCAACCAGCGGCUAGCGACGCAAUGCAAUCAUCGACCGAUGCGGGCAAUGGUGGACCAAGAAAACACACGCAGAGCACAGCCCCCCAGAAGCAGCCGGAGAUUAGCGAGACCACCUCCUUCACCAUAAGCGCCACGAACAGCCAGCAGCAGCCGAGUCCCGGUGGACCCGCCAGCAGCACCCCCAGCAAAAAUCCCUUCAAGCAGCAGUUGGACAGCAAUCAGCAGAAUGGCAACAUGGACCAGGACUGCGGGAUCCUGGGCGUCGGCAAGCAGCCGCCGGCUCCGCCCCCGCCCACCUACCAGUCGCAGGCCUACGGAGGACGACAGGCUCCGCCGCCAGCGGAUCAGUACCGCGAGGAGGAUCCACGCGCUGCCGGGACCUGGUCCGCCGCCAAGUCCUGGAUGGUCAGCUGGCGGGGCUCCAACCGCCUGGUCCUCGUCAUCGUGGCCAUAGCCCUGCUCCUGGACAACAUGCUGCUGACCACAGUGGUGCCCAUCAUACCCGAGUUCCUGUACGACAUACGACAUCCUGAUGCGCCGCUCGACAGCUUUCCUCGCACCCCGCUGUCCUCCAUUGUGCCACCGCUCCCGACGCCGUGCCCCUGCAACAAGGAUGGCAGCGAGGCGGCCCCGCCCGAGAUCACCACGAUUAGUCCGGAGGAGAACGAGACCUACUACCGGGAGCUGGAACGCCACAACGAGCUGGUGGGCGAGACCGUCGAGGUGGGUCUCCUGUUCGCCUCCAAGGCGUUUGUCCAGCUGCUGGUUAACCCAAUUGUAGGACCCCUAACUCACCGCAUUGGCUACAGCAUUCCCAUGUUCGCGGGCUUCGUGAUAAUGUUUCUAUCAACCAUCAUUUUCGCCUUUGGCCGCUCUUACCUGGUUCUGUUUGUGGCGAGGGCACUGCAGGGCAUUGGAUCAUCUUGCUCCUCGGUUUCUGGAAUGGGUAUGCUGGCUGAUCGGUUCACGGACGACAAGGAGCGUGGAAAUGCCAUGGGUAUAGCGUUGGGCGGUCUGGCCUUGGGGGUGCUUAUAGGUCCUCCCUUUGGCGGGGUGAUGUACGAGUUCGUGGGCAAGUCGGCUCCGUUCCUGAUCCUGGCUGCUCUGGCCCUGGGCGAUGGCCUGCUGCAGUUGUUCAUGCUGCAACCCUCGAUCCAGAAGGCCGAAACGGAACCACCCUCGCUGAAGAGCCUCAUCAGCGAUCCCUACAUCCUGAUUGCCGCUGGUGCUAUCACUUUCGCCAACAUGGGAAUCGCCAUGCUGGAGCCCUCGCUGCCGCUUUGGAUGGUGGACAACAUGGGCGCCACCCGCUGGGAGCAGGGCGUGGCAUUCCUGCCGGCCUCCAUUAGCUACCUAAUUGGCACCAAUCUCUUCGGACCGCUGGGACACAAAAUUGGACGUUGGUUCGCCGCCUGCUUGGGCCUGAUCAUCAUCGGAGGAUGCUUGAUUUUCAUACCUAUGGCCACCUCGAUCACCCACCUGAUUAUACCAAACGCCGGCCUGGGCUUCGCCAUCGGAAUGGUGGACUCCUCGAUGAUGCCGGAGCUGGGCUACCUGGUGGACAUCCGGCACUCCGCCGUGUACGGCAGUGUUUACGCCCUGGGCGAUGUGGCCUUCUGCGUGGGCUUCGCCGUGGGACCCGCGUUGUCCGGAUCGCUGGUGAAGAGCAUCGGAUUCAAGUGGAUGCUGUUUGGAAUCGCCAUCCUGUGCUUCAUGUACGCCCCCCUGCUGACGCUGCUGAAGAAUCCGCCGACGAGCGACGAGAAGAAGUCUUUGAUCUAUGGUCGCGAUCGGGCCCAGGUACGUUACGUCACCUAUCAGAACUACGAAGAAGACGAAUAAGCAAACGAUUUAACUCCAACGCAAUGUUGCCAAAAGUGCAACCAAAAAUCCCAAAAAAAAAGAACGGUAAUAAAAUCUAAAAAAAAGAUCAAAGGGACACAAAGUAACCAUAACCACAACCAACAAUAUCAGAAAUAUCAUAUGAAUUUUCAAAUGAAAUCGUUAUUCUUGUUCAAUGUUUUACACAAGUUGCACUAUAGUAUUUAUAUAUAUACCAAUGAUCACAUCCAUAAGUUACCUCCCCCAAAAGUUUGGCACACGUUAAAGUCAAACUCUCAAAUAUCACAAAUAGUAAUAUAGACGAAAGAGAAGGUUGAGUGAAAAUAGGCUCUGCGAUGAGCUGGAUGUUCGAUGUGACGGGUAAGAGAUUGUUUUGAGUAGGAAAAAGAAAAUAAGUAUCCUAAGAACCCUACUACAUAUUGGAGGCAAUUUAGUGGCCAAAGGUUUGGAAACUAUCUUUUUUUGGUAGUACAAUUGACGCAUCGAAAACAGCAGAUGUAGGUGUACGAAGAGCUUAAUGAGCUUGUAAGAGUCUUUCCUUGAAAGACUCUACUCCCAGCAAGGAAGGUUAAUUGCCGAUUCAAUAAGCAGGCGCCCGCAAUUGCAUUGAUUUAAUGGGGAAUCCAAAGGAGCGCGAUAUAUGUUGAAAAUGCCACACCUUACUGUUUAAUUUGGAAUACACUUUUCGGAUUUUGUUGGGUUAGGAACAUUUAAAAGUCAAACACCUGCGAUGAAACCAACUAAUCUCACAUACUUUCUAUUGAAAAGAAAUUAAGGGAGUGCAUGGGUGACUUCUGGGACAGAUAUCAUCUGUUUUCUUAAAAUGAUCUAUCCCAGAAGUCACUUAUACAAUCCCCCAUUUUCCUUUCUCAUAUACGCAUCAAACGCAGCUUCUCCGAAUACACGUUGAUGUUGACCUGACAGGCAUCCUGUUCCUCUGAACUGCUUCUCCUUUCUCUAGGCGUUGGUGAAGAUCCCCUCAUCCUCACAUGGUUCAGGCUGAAGGCUAGAUCCCUAUCCGCAGUUCUUGAAGUAGUAAUCCUAAUGGGCAUGUUGUUCAGAGUGGUGACGAAGGGAUGGCUUCUAUUGAGCUCCUUGGGCUCAUUCACCCGGGCAUUGGAUGAGUGCCUCAUGCUACAGCUGCUCCGCCCUCCACUGGUGGUCACCGUGACAUGGACAUUGCCAUUAGAAGUGCCCGAACUACUGCGAUCCAGACGUCUUGGGAUGGUGGGAGCGGUGCUCCCCUGGUGGCUACGAAUUGGGGUAGGACUUCGGCUAGAGGAGAGAUUAUCACUCCUGUUUGGGGUAGAGGAACGGGAGGUGGGAGCUCGGGGAGGUGUAGGGGAACGGGAGCUGGAAUUCCGAUUAAAGAUAGGAGGGGGAGUUAGCGACCGAGUUGCGGAUCGUACGGUUCUUGCGUCCUGAUUAGCCCGAGCUGUGCGUCUUUCCUUUGGCCUGGGCAGAUCCCUGGAGGUCUGCAUACGCUGAGGUCUUCGGGAGGAUAAGUCGCAGAAGGCCAUUCCGGGUAACCGGUCGUCGGAGGUAACAGUGUACAAAUGCGAGGUCAUUGGAACCGGCGGUCGGGAAUUAUCAGGCUCCAGACGCAGUUGCUCCAUCCGUUGGCGACGCGAUUCCUCCUGGAGGGCACAAAACCGAUUGUAUUCCCUGUGCCGCUGCGUUUCGCGCUCCAGCUCCCGCAAACGAUGAUUCUCGCGUUCCACCUCCAGCUCCAGAAGACGCUCCUCAUCCCGCAUGCGCUCCAACUGGCGGAGCUGCUCGCGAUCUCGCUCCCGCUGACGGGCACGUUCCCGAUCCUCCUUGAGCUCUCUUUCCCGCUCCAACCUUAGGUCCUCCAGAAGCUGACGGUCUCGCUCCCGCUCUCUCUGUCGCUCCGCUUCCCUGGCCUUCUCCCGUUGCCGGAGAUCCCAUUCCGGGCUGGUCCUUGGCCUAGUCUCGCUCACAUUGAACUUGGACAGUCGUUUGUCGAUGCCAAAGGUACCAGAAGAUCUGGGAGAACUCCGCUCCUGCUGCGACUUGGACUUCACCUUGUCCGUAUUGUUCAGCAGGUAGGCAUCCGCCUCGAUCUUUAUGCUCACAUUGUUGUCCACCUCGGAUUGCGGAUCCACACUGCAGAUGUUUAUGCUAAUCUCGCAGCCGCUUCUCUUCGUCUGCAGCUGGGUGUUGGAACCACUGGAGAAGGUGGUGGUUGAGGCACGUUGGACCCCUCCCCCAGUGGAUCGCUGGACAUUUAUGCUACUGGUAUUCAGGGUCAUGGUGCUCCCACCCCGUCUCAUUGCCUGGUACUCCCCUCUUUGACAGCAGCUCCUCAGGGGCGGGGAAUCCGUGACAGUGGGUGAUCGUCUCGUCUGCGGGGCCACCGGCACACUCUGCCUCUCCGGCGGAGCCACCAAAGGUGCCGAGGGCAUAGUCUUGGAGUCCCGCAGUGGUUGACGUCUCCGGUGCUCACUGAAGGAACUGGUGGGUGGCCGCCUUGUGGCGGGAAUGUACUCGGGAUCGUGGCUGAACCUGGGAUUAUAAUAGAAGGUCUGGAAGGAGGGCUUCUUCACCAGGGGCGGCGCAGUCGGCCUUUGAUAAUUCUGGGCCGGAUAAAACGGUUUGUCGGCAUAGCGAAAGUUGUACGACUGAAUUUUGAAUGGGUCCCCAUGGAAGACAUCGCCCGCCUGGCGACGCGAUGGAUCUGUCACAAAAGAAGGCUUGGGAAUUAGUUUUGACAGUGUUUAGUUCUCGAACAGCAACUCACACAAAAUACGUUUCAUUUAGGGCAGAUAAUUUUGGGCUUUCCAAGAACGUGGGGCCAAAGAGAUUGUGAGUUUGGAAAUAGCGUGCCAAUCAUAGAAAUUGAUUUUUUUUUACAAAAUAUUCAAACGAGUCAAAAUGGGAAUUUUUCAUGGGCUAGAACCGAAAACCCAGGCAACUUUGGUUCUCGGUUCUGUCUAUUUAUCGUUCGCUCCUGAAUCCCAUUAAAACUUUUUGGCAAUACGGCGUAGCAAUUGGUCGGUAUUAAAGGGCAUUACUCCACAACGGAGACCCACCUUCCUUAAGUAAAUCAAUUUCAUAUUUCAAGUUGUUAAUGUUAAAUUAAAGUAACUAUAUUACCAAAAAUCUUGUAAAAUUGUUGCCCACGUAGCACACACACAAGUUAUCUGACAAAAUAAGGGAAUAAUUGAUAAAAUUUUGGUACCGAGUUGUACGCGGAAUAUGAAUACCAUUCCAUAUAACCUAAAUAUUUAUAGUGGGAUUAUACGCGUUCACAAUUUUGGAAAUAAUUAUUUUGUGGCAUUUUAUGUUUUCAAUUUUCUAGUGGGGAAUUAAAUCGCUAAAUUGAGUAUUUUACAAUUUUUAAAUACAACUAAAAUGACUUCUCAUUUUUAGCUCUUCCCACCCAAAUUUUAGGGCUUUUCCUCAUAAGUAUUACCGACUUUGUUCCCCUACUUAAUCAGAUCAACUUUUAUCGUAAGGAUAUUGCCGCAAGGCACUUGAAUGGCUGCAAGUGUCUUUAAGCGUUGUGAUCGGAUAUAUCAUGUAAAAUCCUCUUUAAAGCACAAGUUCCCUUUGUUGGGUCUAUGAGUCAUUAUUUUGGACGCGUUUACCCUACACAAUCCUAAUCAAAAGUACUGUAAAGGAAGAUAACUCUGUAAUGGUCGAAAAAGGCACAUGAAGGCCAACAAAAUGUAGUUAAUCGCAGGUAUACAAUGAGGUUAUAUUGACAAACUGUAUAUAAGAAUAGCUGAAAUACUUGCUGAUUAUCAUCGUUGUUCUAUUGUUGUGAAAAUUGAACUACUCAAAUAAAUAUCUAGAUACAUUCAUAGCACACGAGAGAUUCUACGUUGUGUUCGUUAUAACUUUUCACGCUUUGAAGAAUUGCCGAAUUCAAUCAUGCAACACGCGUUUUAUAACUAAGGGACUCUUCAAAAAUUGCAUAUUAUAGCAGCAUACAUAUGUAGUACAAGACAUUGUACAGGGUAUGCAACUCCAAAGUACAUAUGAUAUUUAACAAAGGUUUUGUUCGGUUUUCAUAAAGUUGUUGUGUAAGUUUAUGCUUCAACCCCCCUUCCGGGGGCACAGCAUUCAAUAUAAACGUGUGAAUUAGACAAUAUAGCUUCUAACUGAAUAGUGCAGCAUACUCAAUACUCAACCAUAUUAUUCGUAAUCAAGUCGUUAUUGUUGCCUAGCUAUGUUCAAAUGUUGCAUAAGUGUUAUGAUAUUAACAGUCCAAAAAAAGCUGGUAUGGGGUCAAACAAACAACAAUGCUAAAACAACUAACCAAAGCGUUUUGUGCACAGUAUUAAAAUAUUCAAAACUAUGCCUAACUCGAUAUACUUAACGUUUACUGUAUGUAUUUGCUAACUUAGAUAAUCGCACACACAUACUCUCUCUCAAAAGUUCGUAUUCGAAAGACCGCAAACAAAACCUAUAGUUUAGCGCGAGCAUAUUAGUCAAAAUAAAACAGAGUAUUUAAUAUGGAUACCAGGGCAUAUAUUAGCUACUAAAUAUAUGUACUAUAGUUCUGUAACGAUUAUCACAUUUUUACUCAAACCUUGAAGCUAUGUGUACUCAUGUCAUGCCAUGCCAUGUUUAUAGGGUGAGAACCGGGAGAAAUCGGAACAAAAAAUGCAUAUAUACUAUUUAUAAAUAACGAUGACCAAGUAGAAUAUAUAACUAUACUAAAUAAAAUUAUAUACGAACCUAAAAUACCAACUAUCUAUACACUCAACUAAAAUAUGUAUAACCUAUACACUAGUCAUUUGACAUAUGUUUAUUUCAUAGAGAUAUUGCUAACUAAGCUGAUACCGAUAUCGGAAAACCAAACGAAAUUGCGUUGAGUUUAAUAUACUCGUCCAUCAUAUAAAUUUGAAACAAGGCAAAUGCGAAAUACAAAUAUGUAACUGAAGUUGUUGGUGAAUAAACAAGCUACAAAA